AUGGAUGAUAGGACACCUGGUUUUAGGUUCUAUCCAACAGAAGAAGAGUUAGUUUCAUUCUAUCUGCAUAACAAGCUUGAAGGAACUAGACAAGACCUCGACCGGGCUAUACCCGUGGUUGACAUUUAUAAAUACAAUCCAUGGGACCUCCCACGAGAGUUAUGUCAAGGGGAUCCUGAGCAGUGGUUUUUCUUCUUUCCUAGGCAAGAGAGAGAAGUCCAUGGAGGAAGACCUAACCGGCUCACGACUAUAGGAUAUUGGAAAGCCACUGGAUCUCCAGGUUACGUUUACUCCAAUAACCGAAUAAUUGGAGUGAAGAGAACCAUGGUUUUCUACACAGGAAGAGCUCCAGGAGGAAGAAAGACUGAGUGGAAGAUGAAUGAGUACAAGGCCAUUGCAGGAGAAGAUUCUUCAUCAACAAGUGCAGCUCCAAAGGUUUAUAUUAAGUAUAUGUGGGAUUAA
Ilex paraguariensis (yerba mate) is the source of this 462-nucleotide messenger RNA. Lineage: Eukaryota; Viridiplantae; Streptophyta; Magnoliopsida; Aquifoliales; Aquifoliaceae. The record is from the annotation of a GenBank genome assembly.